Molecule: messenger RNA, 971 nt
Organism: Owenia fusiformis
Lineage: Eukaryota; Metazoa; Annelida; Polychaeta; Sabellida; Oweniidae
Source: the annotation of a GenBank genome assembly
CUUUGACCUAUUUUACAACCGAGAUUGCAAGAAGAAGCGUUAGUUGCUCUGUAGUAAUAUUGAAAGCUCCAGCGAUCAUGGCCGUCAUAGAGAUUUCUCCUGAUUUUGGAUGGGUUAUUAUGGUGUUUAUUGCAUCACAGUUUGUGCUCAUGUGGAUGGGAAUUAAAGUUGGUAGUGCCAGGAAGAAGUAUGAUGUCAAGUACCCAAAAAUGUACAGUGACACAUCUGAUAUGUUCAACUGUAUACAGAGGGCACAUCAAAAUACAUUGGAGAACUACACUGUGUUCAUUGUUCUCAUGCUGAUUGCUGGGGUUGUUUAUCCAAGACUAGCAGCUGUCUGUGGGGCUGUAUAUGUUGUAAGCAGAAUUGUAUACGCUCAGGGCUACUACACUGGUGAUCCCAAGAACAGGUUGAAGUCUGCAUUUGGUUACAUUGGGCUCUUUAUUCUCAUUGGAACUAACAUCUACAUUGCAAUCUCCAUGCUCGGGUUCGUUUAACAUCCUCCAAUCUCCAUGCAGGGUCAGGCUGAAACCUGUCAUACUGAAAACGGGUGAAGUUACGAACUAUGCAUACAGCAAGCAGGGAAUACUUACAAAGAACUAAAACUGUCAACUAUAUCUACUUAACUCCAAAGAAUGAUGGUUAACCUUCAAAGACCAAACAAACAUAGGCUAAUUGAUAAUUUACAUUUAAAGCAAGAGUGUUAGUGAAUGAAUUCUGGAUAAUUUUUCAUAACAUUUUGAAAGAAGCCUCUCUUUGAUAGCCUUUAUUUCCAAAAAUUGUUUUCAACAUAAUAUUAAUAAUGAUAUUGAAUAACACAAUGAAGCUUUACAUUAAACAAUGAGCUUUGUAAGUUGAAUUUUCUUGAUCUUCAGAGAAGAAUUCAAUAUUUAAUAUAUUUAAUUUUUAUGAUAACAUUUGUAGUUAGAGCUGACAUUACUAUGAAGGUAUUUAAAUUAAUAUCAUUUUUA